Hyaena hyaena (striped hyena) is the source of this 3278-nucleotide messenger RNA. RefSeq names its product zinc finger protein 17-like. Gene Ontology annotation, biological process: negative regulation of transcription by RNA polymerase II. The transcript is spliced from 4 exons. The coding region runs from base 966 to 2555 and encodes 529 amino acids. Gene Ontology annotation, molecular function: DNA-binding transcription repressor activity, RNA polymerase II-specific. Lineage: Eukaryota; Metazoa; Chordata; Mammalia; Carnivora; Hyaenidae. The record is from RefSeq and is a predicted model, not a curated record.
UAUCCAUUUCACAAGUGUUUUUCCAGACAUAAUAUCAGCCCCCUAUGCAUUCACUGCUGCUGCAGUUACAGAUGAAAUGAUAAACACUUCCCGGCAAAUUGUCAAGAAGGCGUACACUGCUCAGGCAGAAGCUGGCAUAUGCUAAGUCUCUUUUCAGACAGAUUUCAGAUCUUUAAAAAAGGACGUAUCUCACAAAUACAGUAAUAAAUACCUGAAUUAAAGUACUGGAACACCAUCAGUGACUAUACAGGCAAGAAAAAUGUCUUCUGUGGGAAUUAGAGGCACAUCGUCACCCUUUCUAACUACUUCAAUGUCGUCCUGACACCCUUCCUCCAACUUCCCCAUCACAGCCCUGUCUGGAAGCUUUCUUACUGAAACUACUGAAGCCUAGAAAAAGAACUCCAAAGAGUCAAUGUACACAUCCCUCGCAAGCAACAAGUUAACUGAGAGCUCUGAGGGGACGCCGAGUAACUUUACGGCAUGCUGAGUCCCUUCCUCUGUGCAGCCUUUUGGGAAAGUGCGGAGAUUCACGGAGUCUGAAACAACAGCCCCCAUACACUUCUGACUCGCUCUACUCUGCGCUCCGAGGACAGCUGGGUAUCGUCCCUUUAAGAACCAGCAAGCCCCGCCCCCUUUGGAACAUAGAACUCCAUUUCCCAGAGCUCCUCGGAUUCUUUCACGGCUUUUAGUCUGUCGUAGGAAAGACCUACGUUCUGAGUCUGCGCAGUGACUUCGUGGAAACUACAUUAUCCCGAAGCCCUGGCGGCGGCGGCGGCGGCGGCGGCGGCGGCACGAGCCCCACCGCCCCCGCCAGAGCGACGCUUAGCCUAGGGCCGUUUUCCUGCGCGUGCACCGCGUGGGGGCGGGACUUCCGGCGACGCCUUUAUGGUGUCCUGCUAUUCUGUAGUCCCCGGGACUGUUCAGUGGCUUGGUGCGUCCGGAGUCCUCAUUCCCGACCGACGUGAAUGGAAAGCGCGAAAAGAGGCCAUGCCCCCGCCGCAGAGGCGGCUGCAGGAUGUCCUCGUCUCCGCCCGGUCGCCCGCCGCUCUUCUUACUGGUUGGAGGCGGAGGCCGCGCGCGUGAAGCCCGCGCAGGUUCCCAUGGCGUGUGCAGAACUGCUUUUGGACCCUGUACAGGGGCUUGUGGUGUUUACAGACGUGGCCGUGCACUUCUCCCAGGAGGAGUGGGGACUCCUUGAUGAGGCCCAGAGACACCUGUACUGCAGCGUGAUGCUGGAGACCUUUGCACUUUUGUCGUCACUAGGUUGCUGGCACAGAGCCCGGGACAAGGAGGCCCCUUCAGAGCACGGUGUUUCUGUCGCAGCAUCACAGGUCAGGACUCCACAGCCAGACCCGUCCAUCCAGGAGACCCAGCCCUGUGAGACGUGUAGCUCACUCUUGAAAGACCUCUUGCACUUGGCUGAGCAGGACCGUAUACACCCCGGGCAAGGCCUGUAUGCUUGUGAGGGAAAGCGUUACCAGCAGCAAAAGCAUCAAAUUAGAGUGGAACUUUCCAGAAGUGCUGAGGGGAGGCCUUCAUUUGUGAAGAACUGCAGAGGUCACAUGGCAGAGACGACCUUUACAUGCAGUGAAGAGAGGAAGGACUUCCGAGCCAGCUCAGGCCUGCUCCAGCAGCAGGUUCCUCACGUUGGAGGAAGUCCACACUGGGACACAGCAGGUGGAGAGGCCUUUCAGAAUGAACAGAAUUAUUAUAAGUGCACUCAAUGUGGGAAAACCUUCAGUCAUAAACAUGUACUUGUUGACCAUGAGAAAAUCCACACUGGAGAAAAGCUUCAUGGGUACAGAGAAUGUGGGAAGGCCUUCCUAAGAAAGUCCCACCUCCAUCAGCACCAGAAGGGCCACGAGGAAGGUCAGCUUUAUGAGAACCCAAAAUGUGGAGGCUGUCUUCCACAGAUGCCUGCCCUUGGUGACCACAAGGGUGUUCACACGAGGCCGAGGCCUUUUGAGUGCAGCCAGUGCGGGAAGGCUUUCCUUAGACUGUCCCAGCUCGUUGGUCACCAGAAAAUCCACACAGGAGAGAGGCCUUAUGGUUGCAGUGAAUGUGGAAAAUUUUUUAGGAAUCGCUCUACGCUCAUUAGACAUCAGAGAGUCCACACUGGAGAGAAGCCAUAUGAGUGCAGUGAAUGUGGGAAAGCCUUCACCCGCAAACAUAAGCUUGUUGAGCAUCAGAAAAUCCACAGUGGUGAAAAGCCUUAUGAGUGCGGAGAAUGUGGGAAAGCCUUCAGCCGCAAAGACAAAGUUGUUGAACAUCAGAAAAUUCACACCGGAGAGCGGCCUUACAAGUGCAGUGAAUGUGGGAAAGCUUUCAGCCGCAAACAUAAACUUGUUGAGCACCAGAAAAUCCACACUGGAAUAAGGGCUUAUGAGUGCAGGGAAUGUGGCAAAUUCUUUAUGGACAGCUCCUCACUUGUUAUUCAUCAGAGAGUUCACACUGGAGAAAGGCCUUAUGAGUGUGGCAAAUGUGGGAAGUUCUUUAGGUACCGCUUCACACUCAUUAGACACCAGAGAACUCACACUAGAGAAAGGGCUGAUUAGUGCAACAAUGUAGGAAAUCCUUUAGUUGCAACUCCACGGACUCAUUAGAUGUCAGACAAAUCACAGUAAAGAAAGGCCUUAUUAUUAUUAGCUAAUGUGGGAAAUUUUUGUGUUACAGCUCCAGUCUCAUUGGACACCAGAGAGUUUACACUGGUGUGAGUCCUUAUGAGAACUGCAAAUAUGGGGACAUCUUUACCUACAGCUCUGGCCUCGUUAAAGACUGGCAAAUUUGCAAAGGAGAAAUGCAUUAUGAGUGCAGUGAAUGUGGGAGAAUCUGUUGAUUUGUGUCACUAUACACUAAUUUGCAUUUAAUUUUUAUUUUCUUGGAAUCUUGCAGUAUACUUUUACUUGGUUGCUUUUUAUUACAUUUUUGCAUAAAGGGAAUCCCAAAGUAUAUCCUUGUGUGGCUGCUUAGAGAUUAUCUGUAUUGUGUUCAUUCUUCUUUAUUGCUGAAUGGUAUUCCAUUGGGCGUAUGUGCCACUGUGUGUUUAUUUAUCUAUUAAUGGACACGUAGGUUGUUUCCAAUGUUGAGCUGUUACCAAAAGAACUAUGACCAUUCAUAUAUAAGUAAAUAUCUGAGAGUGUAGUGUUGCUCAUAGAUGAAUGUUUAACUUUUUAAAGAAUUGGCCAAACUGGCUUCCAGUAUGAGUAUACUAUUUUGUAUCCCACCAGCCGAAUGUUAAGAAUUCCAUGUGGAACACAUCUUUGCCCAUGAUAGAUCUA